Molecule: messenger RNA, 1324 nt
Organism: Mytilus trossulus (common blue mussel)
Lineage: Eukaryota; Metazoa; Mollusca; Bivalvia; Mytilida; Mytilidae
Exons: 5
Coding region: 81-959 (292 amino acids)
Cellular component (GO): membrane; acetylcholine-gated channel complex
Source: RefSeq, a predicted model, not a curated record
UAACGCAUUGCGGUGUUCUAUAAAUAUCUAUAAACUUGUUCGCCUUCACAGGUGAUACCUAAGUAACCUUUGUACAUAAAAUGGACAUUUUACUAUUUAUAUAUUUCCUUGCUCUCUACGUCAUCGAUAUAAGUGAAGCUGCAUCUUCAACAGAGCCGCCAUGUGUUCCGGAUACAUCACAUAGGGAUAGUUGGCGGAAAGAGGAUUUUCCAAACCCUCAGAUUAACAUUGAUAAAUGUGGGAGGAAUUGUAAAAAAUCAUGGAUUUGUGACCCGAGUCAUAUUUUAUCAAGAUCGGCAGGUGAUGAGUUAGACGAGCUUAUAGAGAGAGUCUCAAAUUCCGGUAAAUGUAGAUGUUCCCAAUGUUCCUAUCGAGAUGGUUACAACAUCGCUGUUGCUAUAGUCCCGUCUAUGAGUUAUUCGGGAUCUUCCAAAGCUGCAGCACAAAGUUUUGCAUAUUAUCUAAGAGUGAAUUGGGACUUUGAGGAAUGUGACAACAAUGUAGUUAUAUUUGUAUCACGUGACGAUAGAAAGGUAUACACAGAAUCUGGACCAACAGCGUAUAAAAUCUUAACAACAGAGUGUGUUGAGGAAGUUUACAAUAGAGUAAAACCUAAGUUAUCAGAAGGAUGGUAUAGUAGCGCAUUAAAUGAAAUGAUAGAUCAGUACAAAACUAUAUUUGAACGUGGUAACUGUGAACACAUCAAAGAUAACAGCUUAAGUGGGGGUGCUAUAGCAGGGAUCGUGAUAGGUGCUUUAUCAGGUGUAGGAAUCAUAGCUAUUAUUACUUGUUGUUGCUGUGGAUGUUGCUCCGGUGGUUCUGGUUCCGGAGGGGGUCGAAGUGGAGGACAUCGCAGUUAUUUUCAUUCGUCAAGUAGCGGAGGUGGAGGUGGUGGUGGUGGUGGAUUUUUCGGAGGAGGCAGUGGAGAUGGUGGCGGAGGAGGAGGAGGAGAUUUCUAGAAGAAGAAACAGCAGCCAUUCAUAUUCUAUUAUAUAGACUAAAAGUGAUGUUUCAAAAGUCUUUCUCUCACGUGGCAAGAAGUAAACUAGAAAUGUGAGAGUUUUGUUGGCAGAAUGGGAAAACAGGAUGUGGCUACUUUUAAAUGCAGAGAAAACAACUUAGGAUAUACACGACCAGAUAACUAAUAAAGUAGUAGCCUUACUAGUGAUUACCAAGUACUAGUAACAUGAUCAUUAUGAUAUAUAAUAUUCGAUAUACAUAUAGUUUUAAUUUUUAUUUGAUAUACUCUACCGGUUUCAUAUUUUCAUAUAAAUUAUGUUAACCUUUUUUAUUACGUUUCACUCCUUAAAGUUUUUUACUUUUC